Molecule: messenger RNA, 9113 nt
Organism: Betta splendens (Siamese fighting fish)
Lineage: Eukaryota; Metazoa; Chordata; Actinopteri; Anabantiformes; Osphronemidae
Gene: baz2ba
Product: bromodomain adjacent to zinc finger domain, 2Ba
Exons: 38
Coding region: 578-7813 (2411 amino acids)
Molecular function (GO): protein binding; DNA binding
Source: RefSeq, a predicted model, not a curated record
ACAAAAUGUAAAUAAAAAUUUGCAUAAUAUUAAUUAAAAAAAACAAUUCAGGUUGUAGAAAACAGGACUUUCAGUUUCGAAAAAAUAUGAUUAUUCACAUUUUGUUUAUGUGCACUUUGUUUGUUUGUUUACUCUAAUAGCGCACAACUGGAGAUAAACACGAUAAAUAAAGUUUCCGCAACGUGCCUGCGUAAAGUAAUAACGGUCAAUAACUGGAUGCUCGCUUUUACUACGGCCGCUGCACAAAUAAUAAGUUUUCUUUGUGUGGCAGUAGUGAGCUGACGUCAGGUCGGUUCCUUGAAGUGGAGCUGAAUAAACCUUGAGAAGAGUCUCCUUCAAUCUGCUGUUAGUAACUAACACACACACACUGAGACUCAAUUACUGCCCAAUUCCCUUCUUUAUCAUUCGUCCCCGACCUCUUUCGCAGCCAAAACCGAGCAAGGGGGAAAAAGGCGAGGAGAAGACGAGCCGAAGUGUUAUUCGAACUAAAAACCCAGGCUGGAGAUAAGUAAAGUGUCGAAACUAAAACAAGGUGUUACAGCAGUUAUGUCAAAGAGCUGAAGACAUCUCUAACAAUAUGGAGUCUGGAGAGCGGCUGGCCUCCCCUGCGCCCACCCUGUCUGCUGCUCGCACCUCCUCCCCUGCGGCCUCAUCUUCCUCCGCUUCUUCUUCUUCGUCAUCCCCCGCUCCCCACUCUAAGAGCAGCCUGGCCCCGAGCCCCUCAGCACUGGGAUCCACCCUCACCACGUCUGGCCGUCUGUUUGGAGCAGCAGGAGAGCAGCCAUUUAUUGGCUCCACGUUGUCAAGUGCCUUCCCUCUGGUCAACCACCCAGCCUUUGGAGCCCUCUACACUGCUGGAGCAGGCAGGCCUGAGUUUGGAGGCCUGGGCUCCCUGGGCAUGUCAACCGCUUUGGCUGCUCACCCCCAGCUAGGAGCCCUUUCUGAGUGGUGGCGAGCUGCUGAAGCCCAUGGACGGGGAACUGCUGCUUUCCUCCCUUCCUUCAUUGGCUUCCCUCCUUUCUUCACUCCUCACAUUCAGCCCAACCACAGCGCUAGUCCUGUCCAGAUCAGGAUGCCAGGCAAGAACAGUCACGCCCCACCUAAAGGGCUGAAUGGGGCAGUGAAUGGCAGUGGUGUCUGUCCUCCCACCACGCAGUCAGGGAGCUUCUCUGCAAAUCCGGCCUCUGUCCAGGCACCAACCAAGCCGACCAAAACUUCAGACACCACCAACACUCACCGUAGCAGUCCUCAGAACAAUCCAGCAGAAUUGGUGGAAAAAACGAUCCAGAAACCUAAAGAGAAGAAGCCACGAAAGAAGCCGGCAGACAAUUCUGUUGCCAGCAACAGUGAAUCAGGAACAUCCUCAGACAGCUCGAGUGAUGGAUCCCUCAGCAGCGAUCUGGAAGACUUGGCAGAGGAUGAUGAGGAUGACGAGGAUGAGGAUGAGGAAGAUGAGGAAGAGGACAAACAGAGUGAAUUAUCUGACUCUGAGAAGAGGGCAAGGAAGAUCUCAAAGGUUCUGAUACCCAGCUCUGGAACCUCAAAGAAUGACAGGCCCGUCUCUGGGGAGCACCGGGACAAGAAAGACACCAAGUCCCCAAAGGUCCCCUCCAACCCCCCGACCCUUGUGCCCCUACCUUGCUCUGUCUCCCCUCCUGCCUUGUCCCAAAACUCGCCACUGGCCCUGCACAGCUCCAGGUCCCGGACAGAGGGACCACAGCAGCACUUCAGUGUGAUUCAGUCCACUGGUCUGGCUGCUGGCUCAAAGCCCCUGGCACUCCUCACCCAGCCCCGCAGGGAGUCUUCACCAUCUUCCUCACCGAUAGCCCUCACCACGUCUCCAAAGGCACCUGCCAGCAGCGCAUCUCCCAAACCUCCUAAACUGGUGCCCUCCUCACCCCCCCAGCACCUGCCCCUCUCCCUCUGCUCCUCCCCGAAGCCCUUUUCUGUUCCCUCGCCACCCCGCUCAACUCUUCCUCUGUCUACCUCCCCCAAACCUUUUGGUUUGACCUCAUCUGUAACAAGCUCCCAGAAGUCCUCACUGAAGCCACCUCAGCACGCAGUCCUUGGCGCUGCCAAAUCCAACAAAAGAAAACUGCUGGAAGCCUCACUUGCGCAGAUCAAUGAGUUCAGGCUCAAACAGACUCUCAUGUCCCAGGGGCAGACUUUCCCAGCUGACCAAAAGAAGCAGAAGCAGAGGCCAAACAAGUCUCCAAAGCGGACAUCCCUGUCCUCAUCACCAUUGCCACCUGCUCCACCUCCUCCGCCCCAAAACAAUCACUCCAACCUCUUCCUCUCGAGUGCCCUGCUGGGGCUUCCUGAACCACACCACCCCAAUGGAGUCAUCCAAAGUACCACUCAGGACGCACCUUUGGCCCUCAUCACCAAACCUCGCAAAAACUCUGCCUCUCAAGGUAAGUCCUCUCAGUCUGACUCUGAUGCUGGAUCAAUGCCUGUCAACCUGAGCACAGGGGCAAGUAGGACCCCAGCAACUACCCAAGCUGGGCCUCUGCCACAGCCUCCCACUACCUCACCUAGUGCCACAGGUCAUGGAUCCAGAAAGAGCAAGGCCCUCAAGGGUAAAGGACAUGCACCAGGGCUUGGACAGGGACAAGCAGACCCUUUAUCUGCCUGGAAGGGCUUCUCUCAGAACCACUUGGUACAGUCACUGGUAGAUUUGUUUCGCGGAGGAGAGUCUGGGAUCGGAAUACCUGGAGUUAGUAUCCCUGGAGUCGGAAUUCCUGGAGUGGGGAUCCCUGGUACAUGUAAUCCCACAGCCGGUCUGCCUGCUAACAAGGAAUCAGAUGACUCGGGAGAUGAUGACGAUGAUGAUGACGAGGAUGAUGACCUUGAGGAGGAAGAAGAUGAAGAGGAUUCAGAUGAUAGCCUGUCAGAGUCUGACAGUAACUCAGACAGUGACAUCUCUGGGAAGAAGCUGAAGGAGCUAAAGCUGCUGCCGUCUGGAUCAUCUAAGAAGGAGAUGUCUCCCCGCAGGCUAACUAAAGGCCCAGAACUACUGAACACCUCCACCAGUCACAGCACAACCAGCUGCUCCCCUCUCAACCUACAGGUCAUCAAGUCCCCCACCGCUGUGACCAGCUCCAGUGCCUUGGCUUAUCACAGCUCUCCAGGCUCAUCGUCCUACAGCCUAGCAUCUCCAUUAGGCCUGGGGAAGAGGAAGAGGGUGAUGGAUGAGAAGGAAUUGAUGACACCUCUGGAGCUGGGGUGGCGGAGAGAAACAAGAAUCAAAUCUGUGGCUGGGCGCCCACAGGGAGAGGUGGCCUACUACGCCCCAUGUGGCAAGAAACUAAGGCAGUACCCAGAUGUGAUGAAGUAUCUAUCCAGAAAUGGAAUAAGUGGCAUCACGCGUGAUAAUUUUAGCUUCAGUGCAAAGAUAAGGGUUGGUGACUUCUAUGAAGCCAGAGAAGGACCCCAGGGCUUACAGUGGAGCCUGCUGAAGGAAGAGGAGGUCAUCCCUCGUAUUUUGGCCAUGGAGGGUCGUAGGGGCCGCCCGCCCAAUUCAGAACGCCAGCUAACGGGCGAAGGCGGUAAAGGCAGCCGGCGAAGGAAGGGACGGCCCCCUAAUGUGGGCGAUCCACUGGCACCCGAGGGCCCCAGUCCCAGUGAGGUCAAACUUCUGCGCAAACUAGAAGCUCAAGAGAUAGCCCGACAGGCUGCCCAGAUGAAGCUGAUGAGAAAACUGGAGAAACAGGCGCUAGCACGCGCUGCCAAGGAGGCUCGGAAACAGCAAGCUAUCAUGGCAGCGGAGGAGAGGAGAAAGCAGAAAGAACAGCUCAAGAUCCUCAAGCAGCAGGAAAAGAUUAAGCGUAUUCAGCAGAUUCGUAUGGAGAAGGAACUCAGAGCACAGCAAAUUUUGGAGGCCAAGCGAAAAAAGAAGGAGGAAGCUGCCAAUGCUAAAAUAUUGGAGGCUGAAAAACGAAUAAAGGAGAAAGAGUUGAGGAGACAGCAGGCAGAGAUUCUCAAACACCAGGAGUUGGAGAGGCAUAGACUAGAUAUGGUAUGGGAGAGGGAGAGGAGAAGGCAACAUGUAAUGCUGAUGAAGGCUGUUGAGGCUCGCAAGAAAGCGGAGGAGCGUGAACGCUUGCGGCAGGAGAAAAGGGAUGAGAAGCGUCUGAACAAAGAGCGUAAACUGGAGCAACGGAGGCUGGAGCUGGAGAUAGCCAGGGAACUGAAGAAGCCAAACGAAGACAUGUGUCUGUCUGAUCACAAGCUUCUCCCAGAGUUUUCCCGGAUUCCUGGGCUCAUCCUACCAGGACAGGCCGUAUCCGACUGUCUGAUGCUGAUGCAGUUUCUGCGCGGCUUUGGGAAGGUUUUGGGUCUUGAUCUGAAUGCGGAUGUGCCCACCCUGGGCAUGUUGCAGGAGGGUUUGCUCAAUGUUGGGGACAGCAUGGGUCAAGUCCAAGACUUGCUGGUAAAACUGCUUUCUUUAGCAGUCUGUGAUCCUGGCUUACCACCUGGGCAAAAGACUAAAACUAUGCUGGGCGACCACCUGACCAACGUUGGGAUCAACAGGGAUAAUGUGUCUGAAGUCCUACAGAUGUACAUGGGCGCCCAUUGUGCCAAUACAGAACUAGCACCUCUGGCGCUCAGUCUGAAGACCAAGGCCUUCCAGGCCCACACACCUGCCCAGAAAGCUUCCAUCCUGGGCUUCCUGGCUAAUGAACUCGCCUGCAGUAAAGCUGUUAUCAGUGAAAUUGACAAGAACCUGGAUCAGAUGGCAAACAUGAGAAAAGACAAGAUCAUCAUGGAGGGGAAACUGAAGAAGCUGAGGACCAUUUAUGCCAAGCGCACUGGGAAGAGGGAGGCUAGUAUGGGUGCAGAUGAAAACCAGUCCAUUGGCACUCCAUCCUCUGCCGUCAAACGCAAAAGAAAGCUAGGCGGGGACAGCGACGAUGAUGAAGAUGAUGAUGAUGACAGCGAUGACCAGGCCGAGGAGGAGGACGAUGAGGAGGAAGAAGAUAUGAAGAAGGUUAAAAAGGUGGAGACCUAUGAUGAGGAUGACGUUGACCAGGCCACAAGUAUCGAGGAGCUGGAGAAGCAGAUUGAGAAAUUAGCCAAGCAACAUCAUCAAACCCGAAGAAAGCUGUUUGAGAUAUCCCAUUCUCUGCGCUCUAUGAUGUACGGCCAGGACCGUUACCGGCGCCGGUACUGGGUCCUUCCCCACUGUGGAGGAGUCUUCAUCGAAGCCAUGGAGAGUGGGGAAGCUCCAGAGGAACUGGAGGAGGAGCGUCAGAAGAGGAGGAGAGCAGCGGAGGAGGUCAAGGUCAAAGAGGAGCCUCAGGAGGUUGAGCUGCACAAAGAGAAGCCCACAAACGGGCCGAGCAUUUGCACACUAGGCUUGGAGCAACAGGGAGAGGACGAAAAGGAGCACGGCGGGAAGAAAGGCUCCUCGGCUCUCUUCUACCAGCCACCAUCUAAACUGUGCACGCUCCAGGACGCCAGCAAGGAUAUGAGCAAAGACACCGUGAAGGCAGAGGGCAAGGAGAGUCACAGUGUGAGGCAGAAUGGCAGCCCUGGGGGCGCUAAUGCUGCAGCCACCCUAACGUCGUCCUCCCCCACUCAUAACAGGCCGGAGCUGGCAGUACCAACCACCUCCUCCAUGGUGACGAAUAAUGACACUACAAACAUCCCUCCCCCAGCCUCGGCUUCCUUACCUGUACCCUGCUUAGCUCCACGUGAAAGCCCAGGGAACACUCCUCCAACCUCAUCCCCUGCCCCUUCCCCCCACCUCCCAUUCCAAGCCAACGACCAGCUGCUCCGAGUGCUGACGGAGAGGAGUGGACACUGGUUCAGUCUGCUACCACGCAACGCCUGCGACCUCUCUUCCAUCACCACCACUCCUCCAGGAGCACCCCGCCUGUCUCCUCAGGACACCUCCACCCCAGCCAGGCCCAAGUCCCCACCCCCUUCCCCUGCCCUGCCUCUCACACCUUCAGCUGCCUCAGCCUCUGCCAGCCCACACCACCCAGCAGGCCUCCUCAACUAUCCACUAUCAGCCCUCCAGGUUAAGUCAGGUGCUUCGUUGCUAGGAGUUUCUUUUGCGAGCUGGCCCAGUGGUAUAAUAAGUCCCAGCCUGCCUCUGUGCAGCAGCCCCAACCCCAUGCUGGGUCACUCUCUGGAGGGCAACACAGCAGCAAGUAUCUCCAGUAAGAGUGACUCGCCUUUACCUCGCAUUGAGAAAACGUCAUCCAUGCCCUCUCCUGCACUGGAAAUACCCAAAUCCCUUGACCACCCCACACCUCGGCCCAUCCCAGAGGAGAUGCUGACAGGGUGGUGGCGGGUAUCUGAUAUUGAGGAGCUGAGGGCUUUAGCCCAAGCUCUCCACAGUCGAGGCAUCAGAGAGAAGGGCCUCCAGAGGCAGAUGCAGAAGUACAUGGAGAUCAUCCCCCAGGUCUGCACCAAACACAAAGAAGUAGCCAUGAUUGAGCUGCGGGACCUGGAGGAGAGCCAGGUCAGUGUGGAGUCGGUGCGGGGCUGGUGUGUCGAGGAACAGGCCAUGGAGAUGGACAUUGCUGUGCUACAGCAGGUAGAGGAACUGGAGAGAAAGGUCACGGCAGCCAGCCUGCAGGUCAAGGGUUGGACAUAUCCUGACCCUCAGUCUGAGAGGGAGGACCUGGUGUAUUACGAGCACAAGCCCCUGACCACCAAGUCUACUGCAGCCUCAGCAAACGGGGGAGACAGGGACUCCAAGGAGCACCCAGAUGAGCGGGGAGAGAAGGGUGGGGUGAUGCGUCACCUGGACAACCCGUUGGACAUAGCAGUGACACGUCUGGCUGAUCUGGAGCGCAACAUCGAGAGAAGGUACCUGAGGAGCCCCUUAGGUACCACCAUUCAGAUCAGGCUGGAUAAUGUGGGUACGGUCACUGUCCCAGCCCCCGCCCCAUCCACUAGUGCUGACAGGGAAGGUGGCGAGGAGGAGGUGGCCCAUGGCAUGAAGGUGUGGAGGAAGGCCCUGAGCGAGGUGCGCAGCGCUGCCCAGUUGGCCAUGUGUAUCCAGCAGCUGCAGAAGUCCAUCGCCUGGGAGCGCUCCAUCAUGAAAGUGUACUGUCAGAUGUGCAAGAAGGGAGAUAAUGAGGACCUUCUCCUGCUGUGUGAUGGCUGCGACAAAGGCUGCCACACUUACUGUCACAAACCUAAGAUUACCAGUAUCCCAGAGGGAGACUGGUACUGCCCAGCCUGCAUUUCCAAGGCAAGUGGUCCAUCCCCCAAAAGCAAAAAACCUCAGAGCAAACCAGUAGCAUCCAGCGUAGGAGGUGGCAAGAAAGGUGGGGAGACGAAGAAGAACGGGAAGCAGGCAGGUAAUGGGGAUGUGUCUGAGGAUGACUCAGCCAGUGCCAGCAGCACACCCAAGAAGGGAGCAAAGGACAGCAACAGAAAGAGGAAGCCAGAGGAGACCCCCCCUGCUCUGCCAGCGUCCACUCAUGACAGUCCUGGGUGUGUGAAGCGAGCCAAGACGGCUCGAGACAACAACAGGGACCUGGGUCUGUGCAGGGUUCUCCUUGCUGAGUUGGAGCGGCAUCAGGAUGCAUGGCCUUUUCUCACACCCGUCAACCUGAAAUCGGUCCCUGGCUACAAGAAGGUCAUCAAGAAACCGAUGGACUUCUCCACGAUACGUGAGAAGCUUGUGAGCAGCCAGUAUCAAAACCUAGAGACUUUCAUUAUUGAUGUCAACCUGGUCUUUGAUAACUGCGAAAAAUUCAACGAAGACAACUCAGACAUUGGUCGAGCUGGCCAUAACAUGAGGAAGUUCUUUGAGAAGCGCUGGACUGAGCUUCUGAAACAAACUAACUGAAAAUUCAGAUCCUCUCUAUGAACCCAUUCAACCUUUCAUGACGGAGCAUCAGGUUUUUCUUUGGGUUUUAUUUCCUGAUGGAGAAUGCGGCUGUGCGGGAUGGAAAGAGAAGUGAAAAACAUUAAAAAGGAACCCAUGGUGUGCUAAAGGGAGGUGUCACCUUGAAAACAAACAAAGAAACUGUCUUUACCUGAGGUGUGCUGGAUUUAUUACAGCAGGGAUAAAAGCCCCAAAGAGUCCCAGAGAAGUGGGGUGUCAUAGUGCAAUACCAUUCCCUGUCUCAGAACACUGCACUGAAUGAAUCCUCAACUGUCACUGAUGUUUCUGCUCUAGAAUACUUUCCACUACUUGUAAAUAGUCUUUUGUUAUUUAAUCGUAUUAUAGUGAAUGUAUUUAAUUUUGUAAUAAUUAUUUAUGAAUCAAGGUCCACUUCAUUUUCUACGAAAAGGAAGAAUCAACUGAACCGCUUUGAAUUUAAAAAAAAAAAGGAAUGUGUCUUUGUGUUAUAAUUUUUUCACCCAAAUAUCAGACAAAGCCAAGAAAAAAACUGUUUACACUGUUCAGUGCUUUGGGGCAUCAGAGGACUGUAUUCAUUUGUUCAAACUGUAAAACUGCAUUUAUUUACAGGAACAGCAGAGGAACAGUUAGACGAUGGUGAUUCAUGUGUAUAUACUGUUUAUUAAUGUCAAUAUUAUGUCUUGUUUGGAACGAUGUGUAAAAAUUGUUUAAGAAUAUUAAGAUAUUGUUUAUGCCUUAGAAUGAUUGUAGCAUUCUAUUUUAGUGAACGUGAUAAAAACAUUAUCAUAUAUAUUGUUUGUACAGUAUAUACAUAUCCUCUGCAAACACUGUGGUAUCCUUAAUCUUGGUAGUGCCUACCCUUCCAACAGGGGCAUGUAGGGGAUGUUAUUGGUUUUAGUUUUCAUUCUGUUGAUGACAUUAUUUUUUUAUUUGAUUUCAAUCCAACAAGGCCUCCAAAGUUGGACAGCGACACAGAAAACCAUUCCUCACCGUAACCGAGUAAAAAAAGGAACAACCAAGCAUCCAGUUAUGCUUCCAUGAUGCAUUUCCUCGUAAUCUGCCACAAUACAGAGGACCUAAGGCCAUUUGUAACCACUGUGUUGAACCUUGCUGUGUGUUGUGGCCUGAUGGAGGCAGCUAGAUUUUUUUGUACCCAAGUCAAGAGUACUUGAAGUUACUUUAUUUAAGAUAUUGUGGAAUAAAAGUAUCAUUCUUUUGUAGGAGCUUUAUUUUUCACUAGUGUGUGGCACGGACCUAUUAAAAAGGAUGUUUUUUAAUGUAA